AUGGAGAAGAAUGGGGAGUCGGACUCAAACUUUAUGGCGGUCGAUCCAGUCAGCCCAGCUAGCAGUAACUCUAAAGAAGUUUCAGACGAACCCGCCGCACCUCGUAGAAAUUCCAUCGACGACAACGAUCCUACCCGGCCUCGUAAGCGACUAGCUGCUAUGCUUAUCCAUGAUAAUGCAGACAAUACAAAACAGGCUCUCCCGGCUAAGGAUAAGGUACCCUACGGAGAAUCCGAGAACGAGCCCCGGCAAUCAGAUCAAGCGAUGGAACACAAAAAUUAUAAUGGGACGACCAGCAAACCUGAUAAAGCAUCUCUGGAAGAUGGAUCUUUCUCAUCACCUGCAGCAGUCAAAGGAAUUGGCAACAAGGUUACAAUUCAUCUCCGUACCACACGUCUCCCGGAUACAAAAGAGGAUGGGUUUGAAGAGCCUACUAUUGAUGAUGAUGAAAACGAUGGGCUAAGCCAGCUGACACCUACAUCUUCUGGGCCUCCUAGGAGUGUGGGCUCCUUACAGGGUGAAUCUCCAAAUGGUUCGCUAUGUAGCCCGGAGAUUGAGGUUGAAGAAGUUGAGGACAUGGAAGAAGAUGAGGAUCUGGCUGGUCAUAUUGCAGAUGUCGAUCAAUACAUCAAUAGCCCCAUCAUCACUGGAGGUUCCGCUGUGAUCAAAGAUGUUAUGGAUGAUGUUACAUCAAAGCUCGAGAGAGAUCCUAUUCCAUUACGACAGUUGGAAGAACUUGCGCUUACCAUGUCGAGUUUUGUCAACGUUGUGGGCGACCAGAUCGAUAGCUUUUAUAAGCUUUAUCUUGUUAACCAAGUCGUUUGGCCCAACUUACCAAACAUGAUGGAGGCCUUACUUAAACGAAGUGAACCCUUUGGGCAAAACUAUUUUCGCAGGGUGGAUAAAUCAACGCCAGGGCUAGAAGCUAUUAUAUUAGCCCUCGUGGAGUUUGCACGAUUGACAGCACUCUUUGUUCGCUACGAUGCUUGGAUCUUAGAGCAUGCUCUCCCGGAUAGAGAUCCUACUCUGCUAUCAUGGGGGUAUCAGAGAACCCUAUCAAUCAUUAUGAGACCAAAUCAACUUUCUAGCCUUAUGCAGCGUGUCUACAACUUCAAUAUGGUCACAAUUCUACCACGGGUAAUGAGAGCUUUUAUCGACACCCAUGACGGGUUAGGAACAUUGAGGAAAUACGAUGAGUUAAUCCUGCAACGAAUACCAUUACAACCCAAACUUCUACUUUAUGCGUCACUUCCGUUGGAAAUAUACGCGAAACUCAUUCGAUGUCUCGAGGUUGUGAUAAAAGAAGGCGCUAUGUCAGAAGAUUCGGCAGAAAUCCAGAUAGCUGUUUCAGAUGGUGCCUUUAUGGCUAUGACAUCUGUGGAAAACUUACUUGCGGGCCUUUUUGAAACGCACCUUCAAUUGCUGAUUAUCAAGGAUUUUAACGUGGUGUUGAAUACGUUAUGUUCGCUAGUAACAGCAUUUUAUGGUAUGAGUUCUGCAGAGUCUAGGAUACGGAAACUAAUUGAGGAAAAAAUCGGGAAUGAGUAUGGGGUUAUUGAGGCCUAUGAAUAUCCUAGUCUUGCAGAAUGGUCUUGCAGGUUCCCUUUUCUCUUCAAGAUGCUUACCAGUAAUCGUAUGGACUUUCGACUACAAGGACUGGUAAAGGCUACGGAGCUUCUUGUCAGCGCCUGGAGAGACAGCUAUGGGAAUGGUACCGAAUGGCAUGAUAGUGUUUUAUUAAGGUUUCUGGCACAUUUCAUCAUCGAAAAUAAAAUCGUCGAAUAUAUUAUGGGACCUGAAUCACACCAUGAACUUAUUCGUCGAAGCGCAAAUAUAACUGGCUUUCUGAUUGUAACCAAUACAACUACGGUGGAUAUUCGACACGCCCUAUGGCAACCAGUCGUUAACAACAAGGAUCCACGAAUAGUGCAAGCUACACUUGCCAUGCAUCAGGAGAUGAUACCAAAUAUGUCUAUCCCACUUCUUGUUGAAUUGAGCAAGCGGAUCAAGGACAUACCGUUCUCAUCUUUUGAUGCUCACAUGAUGGAGCUCGUGAGCCGUCUACUAGAGACCAUCAGGAAUAACUUUUACCCGCAACAGGUCGUGCAUUUAGAUCCUCCACCCUAUGAAAUGUUGAUCCAGCUUAUUCGGAUGGCGUCCCGCGAAGAAGAAAAUACCACUCCGAGCGGUGGACUUCCACCAUCCACGAUAUUUGAGUUUGCCGGAAAGGAACUAAUGGCACUGGCUGAAUAUGGGCCAGCUGGAGAACUACGCAGAAAAAUUUAUCUUGACUGUAUCAGCGACAUUAAACAAAUGAAGUCAAGCGCGACGGGUAGUAUCAAUGUCAUCCAGGCAUUCUUACAACAAAGACCUCGUAACGUCAGGCCAGGCAGCCCUGGUUACGUCGAGGAUAUCGAAUUUCUUAUCAAAAACCUGAACCUAGCUGAACUGCUUGUCAACGAGAUAGCUAGGUUUGUGGAUUCCCACAGCAAGCACGACCAGUAUUCCACACUGCGCCGGUUGAAAGCGAGAUUAGAGUUACUUCAGUUUAUUCUAUAUAAUUCGCCUGAAUGUUUGACAGCUCAUCUAGGCGAAAAGCUUUGGACAUACUUAGUUGGGGCAAAGGCGUUAGGAACAUCUGAGAGAGAUGAUGGGUUUGAAUUCUACAUUAACCAUUACUUGAAAAUUACAGCCGCAUGUGUUACCAAUGCCCCUCCUCAGGUUCAUGUCUCGCUAACGGAUCAACAGCAAGCGGAUCCUAUUCUAGAAAGUGUAUUCAAGAUCUACUUUCCAGCACUUGAUCCUGCUUGUUUCUCACCUAAUGUUCUACCUUUCUGCAUGAAAUCUAUAGAAUAUCUUAACAAACCAACAGGGCUUGAGGAUAGUUUUGAAGAGGAUUGUGUAAACUUCGAGGGUGUUGAACAGUUAUGGCGGAUAAUUCUCAAGGCACCUGACGAUAGGCUGGCUGCUGAGGCCACAUCAUACUUUAUGAAUCUUUACCUAGACACUCGUGCUGUCUGUUCGAAACCUGCAAAGGUCAUCGAGAACACGCAUUUUAUGAUCGUAGAACGAUGUAUAAAUCAGCUGACAUCCACAGCCUCUAACAUUGACAACACAGUUCCGACUGUCAAUAACAGAGACGAGAAUGCAAUGUCCUUGGAUACCUUCCAUGGAAACAGUGAUACACAGGAGUUCUUUCGAUCAUUAGACCUUCUCGACCACUUCGUCAAGGGCUACAAAUCACGGCCAAAAUAUAACCAAGGCUCUCAAGAGGCGAACCAAUCUUCCGCUGUCGAUAUGAUCACAGGUGUGCCCCUAACACUGCGACUGCGGUGGCACGCUUCAAAUUUCCAAUCACCUAUCCAUAGCUUCCAAAUCGGCAAUCUAGACACAGGUCAGGAUCUGCAUGAUCGUAUCACCAAAAUUGUGGGAGGGGACAAAUAUCGCUUAAUAAUUUCUGGAAGGGAAUUCAAACCAUCACAUGAGCCACUCAAAACCCUCAAGGAUUUUUGUAUUCCAGAUAAUUCUUUCUUGAUAGUCCAAAAAUCACCAGACCAAGGGACGGUUACUGUCAGCUCGAGCGUGCCUUCUAAUCUUAAUGCUCUUCAGAUUGAGAUCAUGAGACAUUUUGAUUCACUUUUUGAAUUGCUUUCUCUCCCCGAGCCACAGGCGACGAAGAUAUGGUUCUUUUUGAGAAAUUUCCCAGUCGAUGAGCACAUAAAGUCAAGCAUGAUUUCGGGGUCAUCUUGGUCAGAGACUUUUCCAGCGGAUUAUCCUUAUAAAACUCUCUAUUAUUUGCACGCUUUGCGAACAUGUUUUGAGGAACAAAGACAGCAACAAAACAGCGACGAAAAAUCAACGUUCAUCAACGAGGCAACUUCUUCUUUACUCAAAACCCUAAUGAAUAACAAUCAUGAAUCCAAAGAAUCCUAUGCAAUGAAGACCCGAGCGCAGGUUACAAACGAGAUUCUUGAUUGUCUACAAUCCAUUACAGAGUGCGGCUUUUCGCCGUCAUUUCCUAAUCCAGACGAUUUCGUUGAAAGGAUUUUUGAAAUUUUACGCGUUUGCUCUCAAAAGGAGUAUUCACAGUGCCCAGGAUCCGAGUCUUGUGUUGCCAAUGCGUUCAAUGUGUUGCUCAUCGCAUCGAAAAUCGAUUCAAAAGUAUGGUCAUCUCUGACUCAAAAAUCAGAAUUGAUACAUCAUGUGAACAGAUUUCUCCUGAAAGAUAAACGACAAACGGUUAGGCUAGGCACUGGAGAGGCUAUUAUAGCAACCUUCAAUCGAUAUCUUUCAACCGUUAAACCGACAAGCCAUGACUUCGCGAGAUUCUUUUGGAGCAUUUUGAAGGACAUGUUGGAUCAACCUUGGUUGGACCCAAAAUCUUCUGCAGAGAUGUUCCAAACUGCUCUAUUGAAUUUUAAAUUUCUUAGCGAAGUAAGCCCGGAAUCGUUAGAUAUAGAGUCGUGUUUUAAAUCAUGGAGCUCGCGUUUGAUAAGAUAUGAAGUGAACGAGGUCGUUGGUUGUUCGAACGAAGACUUCGUGAUUACAGGUUUUACAAGACUCCUUACAAGAUGUGUAUCGUUGGCUAGAAGCCGAGGUAUCCAUGUUUAUAACGGCGUGGCCGAAGAUAUCUUUCAGAACUUACUUUUCCGCCCAAUGGCCACAUUUACUGAAAAUUCUCAGCCCAUCGAGAGUCUGCCGUGUCUCCACGGACCCAGUCGUUCGGAGAUAUAUACCCUGGUUAUCCAACUAGUCAAUGAUCCCGAGAAUUGUGUCAAGAUGGUUAAGCACAAUUCACAUCUUUUCCCCAAAGAUCAGUCCCUACAUGAUGGAUUCCAUGCCGAUCGAGGCAGGUGGGCGAGAUCAGUAGCAGGCCACGUCGGGUUACAGAACAUGUCAAACACAUGCUAUCUCAAUUCAUUGAUGACUCAGCUUUUUAUGAACCGAACAUUCAGAGCAUUCAUCCUGGAGAUGCCUAUCGACCAAACGGAUGAGUCUCAGAAACUAAUUCAUUUUCUGAAAGUUUUAUUUGCGAGAAUGCAGAAUAGCUACACGAAGGCAGUAGAACCAAAAGACUUUGUUGAGGCCAUAACAGAUUAUGAGGGAGAACAAAUUGACAUCGCAGUUCAGAUGGAUGUUGAUGAAUUCUUCAAUCUUAUCUUUGACAGACUAGAAGGUCAAAUGCCAUCAAUGGAGCUGAAAUCAUCUUUCAGGUCGCACUAUGGUGGUCAACUAGUCCAGCAGGUUAAGUCAAAUGAGUGUCCCCAUAUAUCGGAGCGCACUGAACCCUUCUCAGCAAUUCAGUGCGACAUUAAAGGAAAGUCAACUCUUCAAGAGAGCUUAAAGGCUUACGUUGAAGGGGAGAUCAUGGAUGGUGACAACAAGUAUUCCUGCACGACAUGUGACCGCCACGUUGACGCAGUAAAAAGAACCUGCCUCAAAGAUAUUCCGAAUCAUCUCAUUUUUCACUUGAAAAGAUUCGAGUUCGACCUACAGACUAUGCACCGUAGCAAAAUCAACGACUCUUUUGAGUUUCCAACCUCUAUUGACAUGAAACCUUAUACAAUAGAAUACUUGAGUGGAGAUGAGAAAAACGGUGAGAAUUCGUCACGGGAUAUGUUCGAGCUGGUCGGCGUACUAGUACACAGCGGUACUGCCGAGUCCGGUCAUUAUUAUUCGUAUAUCAGGAAUCGCCUCUCGCCAUCAGGGGCACCAGAAUGGUUUGAAUUCAACGACUCGGAGGUUUCAGCUUUUGAUCCUUCGACAAUUCCAGCUGCCUGUUAUGGGGGUACUGAUGGAGUAACCAGAGAUGCGAUGGGGCAAACAUAUGCUUUGAGCAAGCCUUAUAGCGCAUACAUGCUCUUUUAUGAACGUUCUUCAUUGUUGAGUUCGUCGACAGUAAACCAGGAUUCAACGGUUCAGACAAGAUUAUCUAUACCCCGGGAACUUGAGUUGGAGAUACAUAGUGAGAACGAGUAUUUCAUCAGAAAAUAUUGCAUGUUCGACAACAACCAUAUCGAAUUUAUCAGAAAAUUAUUAGAUCAGCAGCAGCGUUUGUUCAAAAAUUCCACAGCCUACGACCACAUCCACGAGAAGAGAGCAUUAAUACUUGGGUUGGAUACCCUUGAACAAAUUGCUACAAGGUUCAAAGACUCCACGGAGGGAGAGGCACUUUUCAAUAUUUUGAACACCUAUUUAAUCAACUGUCCUGAAUGCUGCCUGGAAUUCUUCGACUGGUUGUGCCAGAAGGAAGAUGCAAUCACCAACUUACUAGUCUGCAACCCGUACGGCAAGGCACGGGCAAAUUUUUUGAGACUAGUGAUGUUUGCACUUAACCAGGUUCGGCGAAAAAGACCCGAAGCGUAUGGGCCAAUUGACGAAAGCGGUGACCACGACAUUGAAUAUGAAGAUACUGUAUUAUACAAGCUUUGCACCUCAUUGAUGCGCUCAUGGAAUGGUUUGCAAUGGUCUAUCAAGACAUGGGGCGACUACUUUGGUCUAUUGGCGAGUAUUUCAGCAUUGGGUGAGACCGAGAAAGUUGUUAUGCUGGAUAUGGGGUUUUUGAAGAAAAUAAUGGAGUUACUGUUAAUGGAUCACCUACAGGCGCCGAGAAAGAUGGAAUAUCUAUUUGAAAACUUCGCCAAGAUAUGGGCAAAACGCCGACCAUCGCUCGGGAAUCUAGGAUCAGUCAUGGGCGAACUAAUGAGCUUAUGCGAUCCUCACCUGAGGCCAUGUAGGGAUGAUGAAAACCGAACACAUUUCCGCCAUCUUUCGAAAUUUCCCUUGAAUGGUACAGAAUAUGACUAUUUCUCUUUUUCUGCAAAAAGUCAGAUGCAGAUAUUAUCAAGGCUGCUUGAAUCUCAGACUACAACAGAAAGCAUGGCGCGCCUAGUCGCACACAUCGUCAAAUCCGAAGUUGCACCAGCUGAAGGUCCUCUUCUUGAGCAGAUUAAGAACACUCUGCUUGCUGGAGUUCCUGUGGACCCUGCACAAGAGGCCGAGCCUUUCCUUAUAUGUCUUCUAUACUUUGUCUCGGUAACCAAAUCUCCGAACUACGUCAAAGAAAUCAUACGAAGAGUGUCAGAUGAGGUGCCCACCAUUGGUACUGAUGGGGGAUCAGAGCAUCUGCUUUUUUUCCAAGAGCUGGCAGUCCUUAAAAAUGGUCACCUCAAGCCGUACCUCAUCAAAUGGCGUAUGAUUGACUAUGUUGCACUUUGGGCACCACCGCUGUUAACGUAUUGCGAUGCAACCGUACGAGAAAACACUGAAAAGCUUCUUGAUGAUAUUUUAUUUGAUAGUCUUCAAGACGGAGACCGUCCAAGAGCGCGGAAAGGUGUUGAGGAUCUUAUGAAUGGAUGUUUCAUGUUCAUUGAAUCGAAACUCCCCAGGUUACGUCAGCCGUGCGACGAGAAAACUUUCGAGAAUGUCCUUCGAGUUCUCGAAAAGUGCGGUGAAUAUCAAGAAGACGAAGAAACCUUCAGGGCAAGGAGUAAUGCGUUGAGAUUGUUAAUUGAAAAGAUCAUUCUUGAAGAAGAAGAGGAUGCUGAUCUAGCCUCCGAUGAAUGGGGUGGCUCUGAAAUCGGAAGCGAUACGCAUGAGAUGGAAGUGCAACUCGACGAAUACAACAGCACCUAG
This is a messenger RNA of Morchella sextelata, 7635 nucleotides long. RefSeq lists its product as uncharacterized. The transcript has 21 exons. Gene Ontology annotation, molecular function: cysteine-type deubiquitinase activity; cysteine-type endopeptidase activity. The coding region runs from base 1 to 7635 and encodes 2544 amino acids. The record is from RefSeq and is a predicted model, not a curated record. NCBI's taxonomy places the organism in Eukaryota, Fungi, Ascomycota, Pezizomycetes, Pezizales, Morchellaceae. Gene Ontology annotation, biological process: protein deubiquitination. Gene Ontology annotation, cellular component: nucleus; cytosol.